AUGAAACAACAAAAUGUCCUGUCAUGGAGUGAUGUGGUGGUGUGUAGUGGAGGCAGUCCCCCCUCACCUGCCAGCGGGUCCCCCUCACCUGCCAGCGGGUCCCCCUCACCUACCAGCAGGUCCCCCUCACCUGCCAGCGGGUCCCCCUCACCUACCAGCGGGUCCCCCUCACCUGCCAGCGGGUCUCCCUCACCUACCAGCGGGUCCCCCUCACCUACCAGCAGGUCCCUCUCACCUGCCAGCGGGUCUCCCUCACCUACCAGCGGGUCCCCCUCACCUGCCAGCGGGUCUCCCUCACCUACCAGCGGGUCCCCCUCACCUACCAGCGGGUCCCCCACACCUACCAGCGGGUCUCCCACACCUACCAGCGGGUCCCCCUCACCUGCCAGCGGGACUCCCUCACCUACCAGCGGGUCUCCCUCACCUACCAGCAGGUCUCCCUCACCUACCAGCAGGUCUCCCACACCUACCAGCAGGUCUCCCACACCUACCAGCAGGUCUCCCACACCUACCAGCGGGUCUCCCUCACCUACCAGCGGGUCUCCCUCACCUCCCAGCGGGUCUCCCUCACCUACCAGCAGGUCUCCCACACCUACCAGCAGGUCUCCCUCACCUACCAGCAGGUCUCCCUCACCUACCAGCGGGUCCCCCUCACCUCAGCCUCCCUCACCUACCAGCAGGUCUCCCUCACCUACCAGCGGGUCUCCCUCACCUACCAGCACCUACCAGCAGGUCUCCCUCACCUACCAGCGGGUUUCCCUCACCUACCAGCAGGUCUCCCUCACCUACCAGCGGGUCUCCCUCACCUACCAGCAGGUCUCCCUCACCUACCAGCGGGUCUCCCUCACCUACCAGCAGGUCUCCCUCACCUACCAGCAGGUCUCCCUCACCUACCAGCAGGUCUCCCUCACCUACCAGCAGGUCUCCCUCACCUACCAGCAGGUCUCCCUCACCUACCAGCGGGUCUCCCUCACCUACCAGCAGGUCUCCCUCACCUACCAGCAGGUCUCCCUCACCUACCAGCGGGUCUCCCUCACCUACCCGCAGGUCUCCCUCACCUACCAGCAGGUCUCCCUCACCUACCAGCGGGUCAGGUGUGAUAGCUGA
This is a messenger RNA of Procambarus clarkii (red swamp crayfish), 1107 nucleotides long. The record is from RefSeq and is a predicted model, not a curated record. NCBI's taxonomy places the organism in Eukaryota, Metazoa, Arthropoda, Malacostraca, Decapoda, Cambaridae.